GAGUCUGUUUCUGUGAAAGAGGAAACGACUGAGGGCUAGAGGCGGGAGCAACUCCACACGGCUCUGUUUUUUCGCGAAGCAGUAUAUUCUUCUUGUUUGAAAUCAGCUGCCUUCAGGUGGGGGCCGGCAGGAAAGACCUGAACUGACCCGUCGCGUUUCCACUCUGAAGUGAGCUACCUGGUGGAUUUUUCAUUUCGUCUCUGAUGCCCUCCAUGCCUUUGAGAAAGUUGCAUCCAUGACUGAUGGGAGAAUGAAAGGAUAUUUGGACCAACAAGUGCCUUACACUUCUGCACAGAAACCAACAGGGAAUGGAACUAUGGACAGCAGAGCUGUGAUGGCUUCACGGAGGAAAUCUAUGGACCCAGGUGUGCCCCAUGUCCCAGAUUCAGAAGAUCUCUUCCUUGAUCUAAACCAGUUCCAGGAAACUUGGCUGACUGAAGCACAGGUUCCGGACAGUGACGAGCAAUUUGUGCCUGACUUCCAUUCCGAAAACUUGGCCCUUCACAGUCCUCCAGCUAAGAUAAAAAAGGAACCACAAAGCCCUUGUGUGGAUGCUUCCAGUUCCUGUAGACACACACAGCAUUUUCAUUACCAGCCCAGGGAGCAAUGCUUAUAUGCCAGGCAUGAUUCAAACAAUGUGAGCCACCAGGGGCCACUCCAGACAGCGCCUGGCCAGGCAUACUGUAUGGAACACAGUUCCUUGUACCAGCUGCAUGCUGAGACCAGCCAGUCCUUCUCUGCCUCUCAAGCCUUGGUAUCAGACAGCUCUUCCAUUUAUCAACGUCCGUGGUCUGCCCCAUGUCUGCCGUAUCCCCCACAGGGCUUCAAGCAGGAAUUCCACGACCCCAUGUACGAGCAAGUGAACACACUGGGAGAUGUAGACAGUUCCCAAUAUGCAACUGGCGUGGUGAUAAAACAGGAGCGGAUGGACUAUGCUUUUGACACAGAUGUGGCAAGUUGCCAUUCAAUGUAUAUGAAUGCAGAAGGAUUACCAGGUUGUUCCAGUUCUGAAGGCAUAUUAGGCUAUGGUUAUGAGAGGCCAAUGCGACCAUUUGCAGAAGAUGUUUGUGUUGUUCCUGAGAGGUUUGAAGGGGAUUUUAAGCAAGAAGGCUAUCGCGAGGGCCCACCUUAUCAACGGCGUGGGUCUCUGCAGCUUUGGCAGUUCCUGAUGGCUUUGCUGGACGAUCCAAGCAAUUCCCAUUUUAUUGCCUGGACUGGUCGAGGAAUGGAAUUCAAACUCAUUGAACCAGAAGAGGUGGCACGACUUUGGGGCAUUCAGAAGAAUCGUCCAGCUAUGAAUUAUGACAAGUUGAGUCGCUCCCUUCGUUACUAUUAUGAAAAAGGCAUUAUGCAAAAGGUGGCUGGUGAGCGCUAUGUGUACAAGUUUGUCUGUGAGCCUGAAGUGCUGUUCACCCUUGCUUUUCCUGACAAUCAACGUCCAUCUCUGAAGGCAGAAUUGGAGUGGCAUAUCAGCGAGGAAGAAACCGUCCCUUUGUCACACUUGGAUGAAAAUACUGCCUAUCUGCCAGAUCUGGGAGGUGCCCAGCUUUAUGGGAAAAGCUGCACAUACUAGCCAACAGUAGAAUGGACAAAUUACAUCUGGGAGAGUUGUGUGUGUGUGUGUGUGUGUAUCUGUAUAUAUUUAUACAUAUACAUAUACAUACAUACAUACAUACAUACAUACAUACAUAUAUAUAUAAAGAUAUUUCUCAAGGUUUGAGAGUUCAUUUCUAGAUAGCGGCAAAUGCCGUAUUUUUCGGUAUAUGUGCAUAAGUGUAUAAGAUGGAUUCCCCACCCACAAAAGAAGGUGGAAAUGUUGGUGCAUCUUAUAUACCGAAUACAGCCAUUUUUGGCCUCUCGAAGCCCCGCCCUGCUCGUCCCAUUUUUGUGAAAAAUAGGCCCCUUUUUCACAAAAACGGGAUGCGCAGAGGGUUUGGGAGGCCUGCAGAGUGCUCCUGGGGGCCAGGGAGAACAAAAAAAUUUUUUUUUCUUAUUACCUCUUCGAAAUCUUGGUGCGUCUUAUACGCCGGUGCAUCUUAUAGUCUGAAAAAUAUAGUAUUUCUCUCCUAGGGCGUAAAGAAAAAAUAUCUGCUAUGAAAUCUGCAUGGCAUCAAGAAGGGCAUCCGGCCAGUAAAUGCUCAGCUCCAUUCAGUUGCCCUGACUCUAUCCCGAAUUAAGGGAUUACAGGGUCGAUAAAAGGGAGGUUUUUUUCCUCAGUAUAUAGAAUGUGGCCUUGGCUAUUGGAAGUAAAAUCAGAAGCCUUGGAAGAAAGGCAACUGGAUCUGCCACUUUGAGAGCAAAGUUGGGAUUUGGGUUCAAAUCCUGCCUUAGUCAUAGACUCCUUGAAUGAAUGUGAGGCAAUUCUCAAGGAGGGACAACCUACCUCACAGGGAUGUUGUGAGGACAAAUAAGAUAAAGAUUGUAAAAUGCUUUGUAUAUUUGUCUUUUUAUUUUAGGGGAUAUCUUGGUUCAACAAUAACUAAAUGAAAACUAAACAAGGGAAAGACAAGGUCUCUCCGGUUUUAAAUGGAGUUUUUCCUUGCUUGAGGCAGAUGGAAUAUGUACACUCCAAACUCAGAAUAAUUUCUUGACAGCUGGAUGAUGGAUUGUAGACUCCUUUGCAGUGGAUAAAUGAUAUAUGCAACAGAGAGAGUAAGCUUACCCAUCAUGAUGCCAAGUGCUCAAGAGAGAAGAAUUGGCAAAGAAUUACACUUUUAAUGUCCUGCAAGAAUCAUAAAACAAUUGCUGCAGCUUAACCUAUACCUAGACCUUAGGUUCUGUGCCUUAUUGUGCCUAAUGAUUAAUUCAUGCAGAGUAUCCACUGGGACAAGAAGUAUAUAAGCCUUAUAUACAACUAGGUUUUCUUGAGCCCUCCCUGCAAAUUUAUUUUCUUGCAUUUGCUUUACAUUUCAAUUCUGGCACUUCCAUUUUGGCCGAUGGCUUCCAACACGUGUUAAUAUUGAUGCCUUCUGCUCAUCUGAUGCUUGGUUUCAUGUGCUAAGCCAUGCUUUAUUUAACAAUGAUUUGCAUAAACUAUUAGUGGAGAGUGAAUUACUAAUCACAGUGACGGGUCAUAAGAAAUGCAAAACUAAACAAACUCAUGACAAUGAUGAAUUUGAUCAUUAGUGUUGGAAAAAUGAUGCCUUUUUACGAUUGUCAAAUUUAGAAAGAUUAUGUAGAAAAAUACUGUUGAUGUGCAUGUAAUCAAGAGCUCUCUGCCUGCUGCCUGCUUCAAUACUUGUGUCACCUAAGAAUGAGCGUUGAACUGGGCAGACUUUGGAAGAAGCCCCAUUGGAAUCUGUUAUGCCUGAAUAAUUCUACAAGGAUGUAAGUUCCAGUCUCUAUCAAGAAACUAGAGCUUGCACGCUCUCUCAGAAGUAUCCAUAUGAUCAGCAGCUUGUCCUUUAUCCUUCUUGAAGAUGAAUUUUAAGUGAAAAGUUGUAGGCUCUGUGAACAUUUCCAGGAUUUUUGUCCUGAAAAUGCCACCAUCAGUCAAAUUUCUUGUUGUAAGAAUUCAGAUGAUGCCCUCAGAUUUUAGUAUGCCCCAUUUAUUAUUUUUGUGUGCGCAUGCAUCUGAAUAUUCUGAUCUGAUUUUUUAAAAGAAUGAUUUCUUGUCCAUGCAAUUGGAUUUAUGUAUUUUUAGGCCCUCCCCUAAAAACCAAGGUUAUGAAUUGUUUUGGAGUGUGAAAGUCAAAAAGUGCUUCCAUGAGGUUUUUAAAUUAUUUGAUGGCCCUGAUGAAGUGACUCUAGCUUUUAAUUUUCCUUUAUUUCUGUGUCAUGUAUGAACUAGACCUAAAGUUCGAUUUAAUUAUUUCAAAUUUCCAGUAUAUAGAGUUAGUUUAGUAUAGUAUAGCCUUUAUUGUCAUUGUACAUCAUGCAUACAACAAAACUGGUUUUAGCCUCACUAGUGCAAUCCAUGACAAAAAAUACAAGCAACAUAAAUAGUAUAAAGAAUAAUCCCUAUGCAAGUAAUUAGGGGAAAAAAAGAAAAACUAGUCAUACAUUUCUGCGUGUGUUUGGAGUGAUUGUGGUUGUGUUGUAAGAAUCUGAUAGCCCAAGGACAGAAACUAUUUUUAAAUCUGGCUGUGCUCUGAUGUCUUCUACCUGAUGGUAGAAAUGCGAAGAGACAUUGACCACGGUGUGAAUCAUUUCUGAGUAUCUUCCUUAGUCUUAGUUCCUUAAAGUCAAUAUAUUUGGAAAAGACUUUAUAUUCUAUAUUAUUUCCUCUCUAAUUAUGUACACUAAUAUUCUUAUGUGAACCCGAGACAGGGGAGAUGGGAUAUUCCUGGAUAUUUAUCAUUUUUCCAUCUAAGUGUCAGCUUGACCUCAGAAUAAAAAUGGCCUGGGCCAAUCUGCCUUGUUUCAAAAAAUUCCAGGAAGUGUGGGAGAUGGGGGAGGGGGGUUUCACCCUUUCCUCAUCAGGAAGGAUAUUUGCAACAGCUCCAAGUCUAGCUAAAGUCUUCCAUUAGUAUGGUUUUUAUUUGGGCAUUAGAGAUCUCCUGAAUUAGAUGGAAUGGGGGGAGGGAUGUAAAAUAAAGGAACAGUUAUGAAAACAGGAUAUCUUACUAAAUGAAAGUUAGAACAAUACAAGUUUGGACUGUAGAAAGCCUUAGAAAUUUCACUCAUAGAAUGAAAUGAGGCAGGCAUUACCCAUGCUAGCAAUGGAUGGGCCAUCCGUCCACCAGUUCAUAUUUCCCUAGCAACGACGGUGCCCACAUUUUGACCAAUAGUGCCAACAAUUUUUGGAAUGUAUUUUAACUAUGUUUGCCAAUGAAACUGUAAUUAUUAAUGGAGUCAUAAUAUUUCUGAUUAUAACCUUUUAAAAUCCAUUGCCUUAGAAGAAAUCCUUUGGAAAU
This is a messenger RNA of Ahaetulla prasina, 4856 nucleotides long. RefSeq names its product ETS variant transcription factor 4 (gene ETV4). Bases 236 to 1573 code for a protein of 445 amino acids. Gene Ontology annotation, molecular function: DNA-binding transcription factor activity, RNA polymerase II-specific; sequence-specific DNA binding. The record is from RefSeq and is a predicted model, not a curated record. Gene Ontology annotation, cellular component: nucleus. Lineage: Eukaryota; Metazoa; Chordata; Lepidosauria; Squamata; Colubridae. The transcript is spliced from 13 exons. Gene Ontology annotation, biological process: regulation of transcription by RNA polymerase II; cell differentiation.